AUGUCACAGCAUGCUGACAUCCUCACCAACCCACCGUUCUACCCCAUCGAGGGUGUCGACGCGACCGCGCCUCUCCAGCAGCAGAUGGAGCAGAUCGACCAGCUGAAUACACUUCUCCUGCAACAGAUUGACGCCAACUUUGCCCGCCUACACGCGACCGUCACCACGCGCAUUCUCCCCGAGAUCAAGCGGUUCGCCUUGGCCAACCAGCCGACUCGCGAAGCCGCACAGUUCUGGCAAGAGUUCUUCACUCUGGCGUUUGGCGAAAGGCCCGGAGAAGGGAGCACGGUGGACGAGACGCAUUACGAUGAUACGCACAGCGAGCUUGGCGGGAGUUUCUUCGACCCAGCUGCGACGAGUACCCCAAUGAAGGAUCGGGACGUGAGCCUCGACGACAGCUUAGGCAGUCCAUUUGAUCGGGUCGACCGCCAGCUCUCGCGCCUCUCAAUCACAAAUACAGAUGAGCCGACACCUUCCCUCCCAAGGGGGUACGAUUUCGACCGGUCACUCAGCCCCGAUACCCCCAACGAUUAUGACUCUACACUGCGCUUUCACGCAGGAUCCACGCCACGGCCAGCUCUGCCUGACCCCGAUUCACCAACUGCCCACCGCUCCCCGUCGACAAUGCUGCUUGACAUUACUUCUACCACGUUGGGCGAACAGUUUGGGGUACUCUCUCCGUCGUCGCGCAGCAUGUUCCGCCGGGCACAUCGCACAUCCGCUCAGCCCUCGUCCUCGGCACAGCGCCAUAUUCUCGACGAAGACGACGACGUCAAGCUCGGCAUGUCUCCACCCAAGACGAUGAACUAUGUGCUCCCGCCGACGGCCCAACGGAUCAUGACGGUCGCCGCGACACCGAUUAAGGCGUCAGAUUUUGACCUGAUGGACAUGGAUUACGAGCCCAGCCCACGCCAGCACACGCCAGCGGAACUGCGGCGAUACUCGCUGGCGCCACAUGAUCUUGCAGCGGACCUGGCGGCAGCGCGGAAGGAGUUUGACGCGCCGAUCCCGGGCCCCUCCAUCCAGAAGGAGGAGCUUCCUACUGCACGGCGCCUGUUCGAGCGUCAGGAUACCCAGCGCUUCGAGUUCGACGAGUCAACGUACGGGUACCGCCCUCGCCGGAGUCUGGCCAACACAUCGUACGGGAGCGACAUUGAGAUCCAACGCGACGUAACCGGCCGUAUUAUCGGGGACGACGAGAGUAUUGAUGACGCCGACGACAGCUUUGACGACACAGCGGGAUAUGCCGAGCCGGCAGCUCAAGACUUUGAACUUGUCGAUAACAGCUUCGACUCUGAUGCGAGCGGGUAUCCGCGCGGCUCGGACAGCUUUACCGGCGAGACGAGCCUGUUUGGCAACCCCGCUGCUGGCGGUGGAGCGCACUUCGCCCUACACCAGCAAGACGAGAUGGUCACGUAUCACGGCGGCCGGCUUGAGGACGCAGCGGGGCCCGACAGCCCGACACGACGACGUUAG
Cutaneotrichosporon cavernicola is the source of this 1476-nucleotide messenger RNA. RefSeq lists its product as uncharacterized. NCBI's taxonomy places the organism in Eukaryota, Fungi, Basidiomycota, Tremellomycetes, Trichosporonales, Trichosporonaceae. Gene Ontology annotation, cellular component: DASH complex; mitotic spindle pole body; mitotic spindle. Gene Ontology annotation, biological process: attachment of spindle microtubules to kinetochore. The transcript has a single exon. The record is from RefSeq and is a predicted model, not a curated record. The coding region runs from base 1 to 1476 and encodes 491 amino acids.